Messenger RNA from Ylistrum balloti, 1785 nucleotides. Its product is annotated as rho-related protein racA-like. Gene Ontology annotation, molecular function: GTP binding; protein binding; GTPase activity. The transcript is spliced from 10 exons. NCBI's taxonomy places the organism in Eukaryota, Metazoa, Mollusca, Bivalvia, Pectinida, Pectinidae. The record is from RefSeq and is a predicted model, not a curated record. Gene Ontology annotation, biological process: small GTPase-mediated signal transduction. The coding region runs from base 1 to 1785 and encodes 594 amino acids.
AUGCCACAGGAUCUGAAGAUUGUGACAGUAGGAGAUCACGCGACAGGAAAGACGUGCCUAUACAUCGUCUAUGCAACGAAUGCUUAUCCAGAGACAUACGUCCCAACGGUGUUUGAUAAUUACGUUCACGACGAAUUAGUUGACGGAACACCUGUUAGGUUUGGUUUGUGGGAUAUACACGGAACGUCGGAGGACCAUGACCGUCUGAGGCCGCUGUCCUAUUUUCUUACAGAUGUAUUUCUUGUCUGUUUUUCCAUUGACAACCGAGAAUCUCUUGCUAAUGUGAAGGUUAAGUGGGUUCCAGAACUUAGACGUUUUUGUCCUAAUACGCCAAUUGUACUUAAUGCCUGCAAAAUCGAUUUGAGAGAGAAACCAGCAACUGAUUUAGUGACGUAUGAGGAAGGAUCAAAGGUCGCCAGUGAUUUAGGAUUAUGUUACGUAGAGACCAGUGCGCGAACACAACAAGGUGUACAAGAAUGUUUUCAUGCAGCAAUCCGGGUAGCGCUGGUAAAUGCGACAACAACAACAAUCCAACCAUGGUUCUCAUGUGGCAAUAGAGGACGGAUUCCCCCUCCUCCUCCGAUGCCUCCUGCAGGUAUGGCCCCGAAAAUUGAAGUUGAAACAUCAAGGUUUGCAGACGAUUGGCUGGCUAUGCACGAAAACCCUGUUCAUGCAGACGUUACAUUCAUAUUGAGAGAACAGCUCAACCUUGACGCACAUAAGAUAGUUUUGUGUUCAUCUUCCACAUACUUCAGACGAGUCUUUGGAAUGAUGAAGUCACAUAAGAGGAAGAGAACGAAGUCCGCGAGUAACUUCACUAUGGAUGAACUGAACUCUGAGCAAACGGAGGGAAUAGUAGCUGCAUAUGACAAGGACGAGUUCACAAAAGAUAUCCAAGGUCAAAUUCAUCGUCAUACAGUGGUUGAACUUAAUCCUGAUAUCAAACCCAAAACAUUCGUCAAAGUUCUGCAAUUUCUGUACUCUGGUGUUCCCUGUCUAUCUAAUGACCAGGAUCAAAUUGACCCAGAAGAACUUGAUGACAUCAUGAAUCUAGCUGCCACUUUUAAAUUGCCGAAAUUGACGGAGAUUUGCCAAAAUUGUCUCAGUGGUCAGGCAUUCCUUAAUCCAAGUAUAGGUACUUCCAUGAAUGACGAGACAAGGCGAAAUAUGAAGGAUCUGUAUUUCAACAAACCUGAAACGGCUGACGUCACGUUUAAAGUGGAAGGAAGAAAUGUUUAUGCUCAUAAAAGUGUCUUAACUGCCAGAUGCAAAAACAUGGCGGUUACGAUUCAAGGUAGCUGUGUGAAAGACCAAUCAAGCAUACUCGAGGUAGCUACAACGUCGGAAUGUUUCUUGGCUCUUUUGGAAUAUCUCUACACCGACCAGGCACCUAUUGAACAGACUGAUGUGAUAUCACUCAUUGUUCUGGCGGAUAAAUACGGUCUUAAACGUCUCACGAAUCUGUGUGAAUUACAUGUAACUAAGGAAGUCAACAAAAGUGUGAUAAAGACUAUAGAAAAAGCAGACAUCGAUGUCAUCGGACUUUUACAGUCAUCACAGGAUUACAAUGCAGAGCAGCUGUCUAGAUGGUGUCUUCAUUUCAUCUCUACAAACUAUACAGCAUUGAAGAAUCGGGUGGAAUUAUCGUCGCUGAACGAAGAAAAUAGAAUCUAUAUUGAAGUGAAUCAAUGGCCGCCGCUAUCGUACCUUCGUGAUGUUGAGGAAUACGAGAGGAAGUGGAAAAUAAGGCGUCAGAAAUGUUCAUUCAGGUGUUCAAUCAUGUAA